This is a messenger RNA of Parastagonospora nodorum SN15, 1632 nucleotides long. RefSeq lists its product as hypothetical. The transcript is spliced from 3 exons. The record is from RefSeq and is a predicted model, not a curated record. NCBI's taxonomy places the organism in Eukaryota, Fungi, Ascomycota, Dothideomycetes, Pleosporales, Phaeosphaeriaceae. The coding region runs from base 1 to 1632 and encodes 543 amino acids.
AUGGCGCCGAACAAUACCACACACAACGCAGGACCCUACCCGCCACGGCAUUCGUCGUUCCAGAACCAGCAUGAUAGAGUGCAGGACAGCGCAGGAACAGCAGAAGAGGGAGUGAACGAGGCAUACAGAGGCUCUAGUUAUCCGCAUGGAGUGGUAGCAUCACACUACUUGGCCCAGCAACCGCCGAAUGCACGCGAAGGGGAAACUUGGAUGGACUUCUUAGCCGACCCGAAUGUGAGCCGCUCGCGCAAUACUACCAACCCAACCCACCCAGAGACCUCUGCACAAUCUACGUCCUCACGAUACAACCUCCCGAAUCGGCCACCGCGUACCGAUUCCUCGUCGUCCCUCAGCUCAGACCGCAAGAGGCGUUUGACCGCGGCCGACUCCCCAAUGAGACGACCUUCAAGUAUCAGAAUGCACUCGAGCAACCCAGGGGCCUCAAAUUCGGAUCCCAUUGUCCUAAACUCUUCCCCUGUCGCCGCACCAUCUCCACUUCCACCUUCACCAGCACCGCCAAUUGGCAAUGACGCCCGAAGAAGGGGGAGCGAGAUUGUGCUACCAUCAUGGCAGCCAGACGCCGAAGUGUCUCAGUGUCCUUUUAUCGUUCACCCACCUACGGAAAGCCUUUCCAAUUUUGUCGACCUGACUGGCGACGACGAUGACAACAACAUGUCUCCAUUUGGGCCGCUCCGCAAUCCAGCGUUGGGUGGAGGCGAGGAGGUUCGUGUAUGUAAUCCAUGCGUGCCGGACCCGAACUACGGCCCCCCACCCCAAUAUACCCCAAGCGUACCACCACGACGUCCAAGUCAAGCUUCAAGCCAUCACUUUGCAUCUAGGCCGCCGACGCAUCCCCGUGCUCACCGAUCAUCAUCGAGCGUGCACGAUGCUUCGCGAACAGUCGGCCAUGGACAAACGUCGCGGUCCCAAGAAUCUGCUGGCGACACUAGGCGAGUGAGUUAUCACGGCGGACAAGCAGGCGGAGAGCGCUGGCUACCACCACUACCCUCCAGUCACACGCAGCCGUCCGCUUUUCACACUUCUCGAUCCACCUCAUCUACAUCCCGCUACACCACUGCCAACAAUGGCCACCUCCCCUUCAAUCUCGGCCCAGGGUCCCAAUCCGGCCUCAACAUGUACCCCCGAUCAGCCUUCACACCCUACCCGCAACCCCCUCGUCGCCGCGAAAUCGCAGAAGAAGAUGAAUGUCCCGUCUGCGGCAACGAACUACCACCCAAAGGCCUCAACGGCGAUGAAACUGUCCGCGAACAGCAUAUCCAGGAAUGUCUCGCCCUCGCAACGCACUCUGCUUCGCCCGCGCCCGCACCGUUGGCUUCUGCGUCCCUGCCCAUUCAGCGUACUCGCGGCAUGAGCUCUGCCGCCGAAGCGAGCACUGGUAGCAGCCGCAUGGCGCACGCCGCGCGUGGCAUGUUUACUUUCACGGCGACGGAGAAGGAUUGCGUGGACGCCGAGGGCGAGGAGGAGGAGUGUAUCAUCUGCUUUGAGGAGUAUGAGGCCGGGGAUAAGAUGGCGAGGUUGGUGUGUUUGUGCAAGUUUCAUGAGAAAUGCAUCAGGGAGUGGUGGGGGAAGAAGGGGCGGGGCGCGUGUCCGACGCACCAGUUACAUGAGUAG